Staurois parvus is the source of this 604-nucleotide messenger RNA. The record is from the annotation of a GenBank genome assembly. Lineage: Eukaryota; Metazoa; Chordata; Amphibia; Anura; Ranidae.
GACCCCGCAUUCACUAUAUCCGCUCUCCCCGGACCCCGCAUUCACUAUAUCCGCUCUCCUCUGACCCCGCAUUCACUAUAUCCGCUCUCCCCUGACCCCGCAUUCACUAUAUCCGCUCUCCCCUGACCCCGCAUUCACUAUAUCCGCUCUCCCCUGACCCCGCAUUCACUAUAUCCGCUCUCCCCGGACCCCGCAUUCUACUAUAUCCGCUCUGCCCGGACCCCGCAUUCACUAUAUCCGCUCUCCCCGGACCCCGCAAUUACUAUGUCCGCUCUCCCCGGACCCCGCAUUCACUAUGUCCGCUCUCCCCGGACCCCGCAUUCACUAUGUCCGCUCUCCCCGGACCCCGCAUUCACCAUGUCCGCUCUCCCCGGACCCUGCAUUCACUAUAUAUGGUCUCCCCGGACCCCACAUUCACUAUAUAUGGUCUCCCCGGACCCCGCAUUCACCAUAUCCGCUCUCCCCGGACCCCGCAUUCACUAGAUCCGCUCUCCCCGGACCCCGCAUUCACCAUAUCCCCUCUCCCAGGACCCCGCAUUCACUAUAUAUGGUCUCCCCGGACCCCACAUUCACUAUAUAUGGUCUCCCCGGACCCUGCAUUCAC